Molecule: messenger RNA, 1555 nt
Organism: Hyposmocoma kahamanoa
Lineage: Eukaryota; Metazoa; Arthropoda; Insecta; Lepidoptera; Cosmopterigidae
Gene: hdm
Product: meiosis-specific with OB domain-containing protein-like
Exons: 9
Coding region: 1-1227 (408 amino acids)
Biological process (GO): resolution of meiotic recombination intermediates
Molecular function (GO): single-stranded DNA 3'-5' DNA exonuclease activity; single-stranded DNA binding
Source: RefSeq, a predicted model, not a curated record
AUGGCGGGAGUACAGAAAGUACGUCUCAAUAAUUUAAAUAUAAACUUAAAAAAUGCUCUCAUUGUCGGUAUUAUUAUAGCAAAAAACAGUCCUCGUACAAUAGGUUCUAAGAAGAAAAACGGAGAAUCCAGGGGAGUGACAUCUUUUACUUUGAGAGAUUCAGAAGUUGAUACUAUCAAUGUUGAUGUUUGGGGAUCCGAAUAUUAUGUAGUAACCUUUUAUGAAAGAUUUCUCGUCGGUGAUGUUGUGGAAAUCACUUCCCCUAAGCUGUGUAUAAAAGGAGGCGAUUAUCACAAUUUCAGACCUCAGGUGUCUUCGCCGUUCUACCUAUCUUUGAAUGAGGGUGUGUCAGACGUUACCAUUCACAGCGGUGACACGUUCGGUGCAUUCCUACCUCUGCUGCAUAUCCCUUCAAAACCAGCAGCGGGCUAUUGCGGCCUUGCUGAAGUUAUGAAACUAGAAGAGAAUGCAAACGUUUACGUGGAUUUAUUAGUCGUCGUUAAAACGGUAAAACCUACCAAAAUGAUCAAGACCAAAACAGGAGUCGACGUGUGCGUCCGAACUGUGGAAAUAAUGGACAACACUACUCCUGCCACAGUCAUGUUGGAUAUGUUCGAUAUUGAUACCAUACAAAGGGCAGAAGAAUGGCGUGCCCUCGAAAGUGUUCUUUUCGUAGCAGACGCGAAGGUGACCUGGCGAGGUAAAGCAGUAAAGGUUCAGGUAUGCGCCAAAAGCGUUGUCACCCAUCAGCCGCACACCGCUGAUGCUGAGGCUUUAAGACUUUAUACGAGAAACCAGGCAAAUACACGUGGUGGAGAAGCAGCCGCCUGGGCAGCGUGGAGUGGGGAACGAACGUACGCAGCUUCCGUAGCGCAGAUUCGGGACCGACUAGCAACCGGCGCGCCAUUUUGUGCUUCUCUCCACGCUUUACUUACUCAUCUCGACCUGAAUGAACUCGUUAUCACUACCGAUAACGCUGAAGAGUUACGAGUUAGAUUCGCAGAUCAUACUGGAGAACUAAAUGCACGUCUUCCGAUCAAUAUACUUGAGCAAACGUUAGGUUACACGAUAGACCAGUUGAAAGCGAUGACAUCAGAAGACAGAGCAGCUAUUCGUUGGCGGAUACUCCUAGAACAAUGCUGCGCGAAACUUGCAGGGUCCCCGCCAAGGCUACUGGUGCUGGCGCUGCGACGAGCUUCGCCCGCUGAUCCUAUUCCUUUAUAUUAGUUUUUCUAUUUUUCAUAGUAUACGUAAGCCUUCAUGGACGUAAUGUUUAAAUUGUCUACUGCGUUUGCCAAAUUAUACAUUUUGUUUGUUAUUCUGCCCUCCUUAUUACAACUAAUGUAAUCUAAUUUUUAGAGAAUUCGAGUUGUUAACAUAUCUGGAACCAGCGAAACGAGAUCUACAACCCCCUAUAUGCGGUUUUUUUACUUUCAGUUUUAUUGUUAAAGGGAAAACAUUUUAGGUUUCAAUACCUCGAAGUUUCCAAAAUGCAAAGCGUUAUGACAAGGACGGCAAUGUUCUAAUCGUAAGGAGUAGGUAAUUAUAUACCCGC